GUUCUUUAUGUGAACAUAUUUCACUGAUAUGAUGAAAUUGCAGCGCUUAUGUGGCUUUUGCUUUACUUUAAAGUCAUGUAUCCAAUACACCUUUAUUUCAGCUUUUGGUUAAAAGUUUCUUCCGAUAUAAUUUUCUUUACGCUGUUCAGACUCUAAGGGACGCUGUUGGCCAGGAAAACAUUUUGCAACUGAGGAAGAGGAGAGAAAGGAGACAGAGAAAAGCCUCCUCAUACUGAAUAAGCUUAUACGGAGCGAUACGUUAGACAAGAAGUGAUCGUUUUUGUCCGACCUAGAUGCAGAGGAUUUUGAUUUUUGUUCAGCUUGCUCAUACCUGACUAACUUAAGUGGAUCUAAAUUCGGUAUUGUCAUAUUUCCUGAUGGAGACCCACCAGCAUCGAUGUGGAAAAUGGCUUCUGCGGCUCAUGACGCCUCUGUGGCAACUGUUCCUUGUUCUCUUGAUGGCUUUCUCCGUUGACGGCCAAAUCCGUUAUUCGAUUCCAGAGGAAAUGAAGAAAGGUUCCCUUAUCGGUAAUGUUGCACAAGACCUUGGUUUGGAUUUGAGUAGGCUGCGUUCUGGCCGUGCCCGUAUCGUGAGCGGAGAGAGCAAUCAGUACACCGAGCUGAAGGCGGACAAAGGGAUUUUAGUCGUGAAUGAGAAAAUCGACAGAGAGCAGCUCUGUGGAGAGGUAACGCCGUGCAGUUUCAGCUUUGAAGUUAUUUUGGAAAAUCCAAUUGAACUGCAUAGAGUCACUGUGGAAAUACUAGACGUGAAUGAUCAUGCGCCGACCUUCAAAAAUAAAGCGAUCAAUUUAGAAAUUAGCGAAUCUGCGACGAUAGGAUCCCACUUUGACUUAGAAAGCGCCUAUGACCCUGAUGCGGGUAUUUAUAGCUUGCAAAAUUACGUCCUUUCACCGAAUGAUCAUUUUGCUUUGAAGCAGCAUUCUAACGCAGAUGGAGUCAAAUUUCCUGUCAUGAUUUUACAGAAGUCAUUAGACCGAGAGCUGAACGCACACGUCUCUUUAAAGCUGAUAGCUGUAGAUGGAGGAACUCCGCAGCGCUCCGGAACAGUAAAUAUUGAGAUCAAUGUUCUAGAUGUUAACGACAAUCCUCCUAAAUUUAGUCAGUUAGUGUACAAAGCUGUUGUGGUGGAAAACGCCCCCAUAGGCACAUACAUAACAACGGUAAAUGCCUCAGAUGCAGACAGCGGUUCUGAUGGCUUAGUUACAUAUUCGUUUUCCAAUGUAAAAAGAAAUUUUGCUUUUAAAAUUGACAGCUUGUCUGGCAGAAUAACUGUGGUUGAUAGUAUUGAUUAUGAGAAAGACAAGAAAUAUGAAUUAAGAGUAAUCGCAAAAGACCAGGGAAGUCUCACUGACGCGACAAAAGUUACAAUCGACGUUUUGGACGCUAAUGAUAAUUCACCAGUAAUUAGCAUAAUGUCCUUCUCAAACACAGUUUCAGAGGACGCACCUCCAGGUACGACUGUGGGUGUUUUUAAUGUAAAAGAUGCUGAUUCUGACAGAAACGGGCAAAUAAAAUGCUCUAUUGAAUCCAACUUUCCAUUUAAGAUACAGUCCUCCCUCACGGAUUAUUAUAAUUUACUAUUAGAUGCGUCACUUGAUCGAGAAACGACUCCUGAAUAUAAUAUAACAAUUACCGCAAUGGAUCAUGGAUCUCCAUCGCUUUCUUCGUCUGCAGUUUUGUAUUUGAAAGUCUCUGAUGUAAACGACAAUCCGCCCAUUUUUGAAAAUCCUAAUUAUUCGGCAGUAAUAAUUGAAAAUAACAACCCGGGGGUUUCAGUGUUCAGUAUGAGUGCAAGAGAUUCAGAUUGGAAUCAAAACGCAAAAAUAUCAUACUUUCUGGAGGACACUGUGGUUAGUGGUAGUCCAGUUUCUUCUUAUGUGUCAAUAAAUUCCGAAAGCGGAGUAAUACAAGCAGUACGCUCAUUUGAUUAUGAACAAAUAAAACAGCUUGUGUUUACAGUAAGAGCGCAGGAUGGAGGCUCUCCUCCACUCAGCAGCAACGUCACUGUGAAAAUCCUGAUCCAGGACCAGAAUGAUAAUCCACCUCAGGUUUUGUACCCAGUCCAGACUGGUGGCUCCAUGGUGGCUGAAAUGGUUCCUCGUUCAGCAGAUGUGGGCUACCUGGUGACUAAAGUGGUGGCUGUGGAUGUGGACUCUGGACAGAAUGCCUGGCUCUCCUAUAAACUACAGAAAGCCACAGACAGAGCGCUGUUUGAAGUGGGCUUACAGAAUGGAGAAAUAAGAACUAUCCGUCAGGUGACUGAUAAAGAUGCUGUGAAACAAAGACUGACUGUCAUAGUGGAGGACAACGGGCAGCCCUCUCGUUCAGCUACAGUCAUUGUUAACGUGGCGGUGGCGGACAGCUUCCCUGAAGUGUUGUCGGAGUUCAGUGAAUUUCCACACGAUAAGGAAUACAAUGACAACCUGACUUUUUACUUAGUGUUGGCUCUGGCUGUGGUUUCCUUCCUCUUCAUCACGUGUUUAGUGGUUAUUAUAUCAGUGAAGAUCUACAGAUGGAGACAGUCUCGCAUCCUGUAUCACUCCAGCCUCCCUGUGAUUCCAUAUUAUCCACCUCGUUACUCAGACACUUUGGGAACAGGAACUCUGCCACAUGUGUACAAUUACGAGGUGUGCAGGACGACUGACUCCAGAAGGAGUGACAUUAAGUACGACCGAGGUGGAAGUCAGAACGUGUUGAUAAUGGAUCCCAGUUCUACUGGAACGAUUACAGCGGAUACAAAGUGAGAAGAACAUCCUGGAUGAACCCGACUCUCCUGUGGAGCAAAAGCCCCCCAACAAUGACUGGCGCUUCACACAAGGACAGAGGCCUGGACCUAGUGGGGCAACUGGAGGACCUGAGGUAGCC
Xiphophorus hellerii (green swordtail) is the source of this 2886-nucleotide messenger RNA. Its product is annotated as protocadherin gamma-A5-like. Gene Ontology annotation, biological process: homophilic cell-cell adhesion. Gene Ontology annotation, molecular function: calcium ion binding. NCBI's taxonomy places the organism in Eukaryota, Metazoa, Chordata, Actinopteri, Cyprinodontiformes, Poeciliidae. Gene Ontology annotation, cellular component: plasma membrane. The record is from RefSeq and is a predicted model, not a curated record.